GCCUGAUCCUGUUGUUCUUCACUUUUGAAGGUAGAAAGAGAGAAGCGGCAUUUCUUCAAGUCUUGGCUGCAUAGUUAAAGAGAUGAGAGCAGCAAAAGUCCUCGGUUUAUUUGUGUGCUUCACACUGAUACAUUCGUCAGAGUCAGAGGUGAUGCUUCGAGGACCUCGUUCUUCAGAAACCAGAGAUCGCAGCAGAUCUACACUGGGAUGCUCAGAUGAGAGUGACUGGCCCACAUGUGAUGAUCAGGCCUGGGGUCCGAAAUGCCCAUCCGGAUGCCGAAUCCAAGGGCUGAUGGACCAUGAGGAUCGCAAAACAGAUGACAGAGUAAGGAAGAUCCGACAGAUGUUGGACGACUACUCGAAAACAUACGAAUCUACCCAUAUGAGCGUCACCCAAGCAACCAGAAGAAUCAGGGAAACUCUGAACGAAGUGGGAGACUCUGGUACUACCUACUAUAAGCUGGUGGAUUCACUCAAUUCCCGACUUGCCAGCUUGCAGGACAGACUCAAUCACCAAACCACCAAAAUACAGCUUCUGAAAGAAAGUAUAUUCCAACAAUUCGAAGAAAUUAUCCGACUGGAGAUUGACAUUGACAUCAAGAUACAAGCUUGCAAAGGAUCUUGUGUCAAGUCCUUUGUCUACGACAUCAACAAGGAAAAUGAUGCCCGUGUUGAAAAAGUCCUCAGGUCAAUGAGCAUCAAGAGACUGGAGAAGAUUGAAUAUAAGAAGCCACUGCACAGUCUCAAAAUGACUUCUACCAAGACAGCUGAUGUGGUCACUGGCUUUAAAUCUGAACUGGAUUUGGAUCAUGGAUAUUCUGAAUUCUGGAAAGAAAUACAUACUAAUGUAAUUACCCUCGAAGAUUAUUUCCAACCUACAAGUUCUUAUCUAGAUUUCAGCUAUUUUGAAAGCUCACUCUCACCUCUCAUGCCUGCAGCUAUUACUACUGCAUCUUCUGACAGAAUUAGCACAGGGGAUGGCAACAUAUCCUCACCUGAGGAUGGAAUAAGUAUUACAGAGAGGGUCUCUGCACCCUUAUCCCUUGGCGAAGUGAGUAUUAUUGCAGAAGAACUACAUUUGGCAGAGGGGGCAAACAAAAUUGGCUCCUCUUAUGGUUCUCACACUAAAACAUUUGGCAUUAUGGCUGAAUCUAAGACAAAGCAAGGUUACAUAAAAGACAAUGACACCAGAACUGUCCCUGACCUGUCACUCCCUGAUCCACAAGCAACAGAUCCUAAGGAAGCAGUGGGAUGGUCAAAGCUAGAGAUGAAGGGGUCAAGUGCUAGUUCAACUCAUGUGAAAAUCAACAGCUCUGAUAGUGUCACUGAAUAUAUCAAUUUAACGGAUAUUGAUGACUCUGGCAGAAUUGACAAUAUAAAACCCACUUUCCCCACAGCCAACACCGGGGUGACAGACUCCAAAGGGAGUGUAUCUCACACAGAGGCUUUCAGCAGCAGCCGAUGGUUCACCAAAACAGACGAUUCUAAAGGACUCCCAAAUAUUUUGAAAUCUCUUCAUUCUUCUUCAGACCCAGUGUUACCGCUUCGGGAUGAAAUUGGACAAGAUUUUCCUGAUAUAUUUGCUCACAGCACUAAGGUGCAGAAGGCUGAUGGGUACAUUGGAAAAGAUUGUAGUGAUAUCAUCCAGAAACAUACAUCUGGUGGUGAAGAUGGUUUGUUUACAAUCAAGCCCAAUGGCUCAGCUGCUACUAUCACAGCUUACUGCGAUCAGAGCACUGGUCUCGGUGGCUGGAUCCUAAUCCAGCAGCGAAUGGGUGGAUCAGUCCACUUCAACCGAUCCUGGGAUGAGUAUAAGAAUGGAUUUGGUAGCAUCGAUGAUCAAGGCCAUGGAGAUGUCUGGCUGGGAAAUGACAAUCUGCACUUACUCACGCAAGAGGAAAGCCUCCUUCGCAUAGAGCUGGAGGACUGGUCAGGCCACAUGGUAUUUGCUCAUUAUAUUGUAAGCAUAGGUUGUGAAUCAGAGGACUACAUGCUGAAACUCUCUGAUUAUUCAGGUGAUGCUGGAGAUGCAUUAAUAGCAGGGCUUCCAGAGUAUGGUAACCAUACAUCCCACUCUUACAUGAAGUUUAGCACCUACGACAGAGAUCACGAUAGAUGGGAGGAGAGUUGUGCAGAGAUAUAUGGAGGGGGUUGGUGGUACAAUAGCUGUCAGGCAGCUAAUCUGAAUGGAAUUUACUACACGGGUGGGCAGUAUGAUCCUCGCAAUAACAUGCCUUACGAAAUAGAAAAUGGAAUGGUGUGGAUUCCUUUCAGAGGUAAUGACUACUCUCUCAAAGUUGUCAGGAUGAAAAUUCGACGAAUUGCUACUAACUAGGCUAGGAGCUGUUCUUGUCGAGGAAUUUUGUUAACAACGUCUCCUUUUUUUUAUUGUUGUAUUAAAAAAUAAGUCAAUUUCUCCUGUAAUUUCUUGGUGCUUCAGCAAAGUACUGGAUGACCCGGACUAAUGCUGAAUAAAUCGCUGAUCAUUACAUAUCAACUACCAGCCACCCAGCAGAGGGGAUGUUUAUGCCCCCACUUCACAUUCAAUGCAGUCAAGAAUAUACUCUCCACUCCAGAUAACUCCAGAUAACAUUAUAACUAAUAUAGCUAAUUCAAUAUUAUCCUGAUCCAAGUGUAGCAAUUCGAGUUACUGUGGGCAAUGACUUCCAUUGUGUCUCUACAAAAUUCUCCAGGGAUAUAAAAUAACAACAACAACAACAGCAAGAACAACAAAUUACAUUAUAUUAGG
Messenger RNA from Callorhinchus milii (elephant shark), 2749 nucleotides. Its product is annotated as fibrinogen alpha chain. The transcript has 6 exons. NCBI's taxonomy places the organism in Eukaryota, Metazoa, Chordata, Chondrichthyes, Chimaeriformes, Callorhinchidae. Gene Ontology annotation, cellular component: fibrinogen complex. Gene Ontology annotation, molecular function: signaling receptor binding. Gene Ontology annotation, biological process: platelet activation; protein polymerization; blood coagulation. The record is from RefSeq and is a predicted model, not a curated record. Bases 83 to 2335 code for a protein of 750 amino acids.